AUGUGGAAGAGACCACUGCGUGACGUGGUGGUUCGUUGCCAUGUUGGCAACCUGCGAGUGUCUGGAGUGAUGGCACGCAAUGCGGUGGAGGAGGUAUCACGGCGAUGGGGGCUACCGCUCAUCUCCGAAGGUACAAAGCUCUGGGGCGAGUACAUGGCAGGCACUGCCAUGCUCAGCUCCUUUUUCAAGGGUGAGGAGCGGGUCAAGAUGAUGGUCAAGACGCCCAACAUCCAGGAGCUAUAUAUCGAGGCAAUGGCCGUCGGAGAGGUUCGUGGCAAAGCCGUCUACGUGGAUCAGUCACUUGCUGGAGCUCCGGAACGUGGAGGGCAUAUGCACAUUUCCAAGAUUUUGUAUGGCGCAGCGAAGCCGUAUAACACGUCCAUUGAGGCGUCUGGGGUACCUGAACUGGACUGGCAGAGGUUUUUCGACAUAUCGGAGCAGGUUCCGACUAUCGUACGCAUCGAUAGUGAGGCCGACGAAGAUCACACGCGCAGCUGUGGUCUUAUCGUCCAAAAAAUGCCUCCAACGGAGGCACACGAGCGCCACUAUGAGUUAGAUGACCUGGCAUUCGACAAACUCCCGUUCUAUGCCUCUGAAUUGAAGAAAAACACCGACCUGCUCGAGUAUCUGAACGAACUGAUCCCUGGAGCUGACAUAACGGACAAUAACUGCAAGCGCGUGCCCCUGGAUUACUAUUGCCGCUGCUCCAAGGACAACUACGCACAUCGUCUUAAGGACAUGGGAGCCUCGGAUCUGAAGCAAAUUGCUACCGACGUAGGCAGCGCUGGUGUGGAUCUCACUUGCCAUUUUUGUAAUGAUGCACAUCAUUUUUCAGCCGACGAACUGGACGGUCUGAUUGAAUCGUUGUCCGAAACGCAGAAAUAA
Molecule: messenger RNA, 885 nt
Organism: Phytophthora nicotianae INRA-310
Lineage: Eukaryota; Oomycota; Peronosporomycetes; Peronosporales; Peronosporaceae
Exons: 2
Coding region: 1-885 (294 amino acids)
Biological process (GO): protein refolding
Cellular component (GO): cytoplasm
Molecular function (GO): protein folding chaperone
Source: RefSeq, a predicted model, not a curated record